This is a messenger RNA of Orbilia oligospora ATCC 24927, 1686 nucleotides long. RefSeq lists its product as uncharacterized. Gene Ontology annotation, biological process: tRNA wobble uridine modification; tRNA methylation. Gene Ontology annotation, molecular function: GTP binding; GTPase activity; protein binding. Gene Ontology annotation, cellular component: mitochondrion; cytoplasm. Lineage: Eukaryota; Fungi; Ascomycota; Orbiliomycetes; Orbiliales; Orbiliaceae. The coding region runs from base 1 to 1686 and encodes 561 amino acids. The transcript has 3 exons. The record is from RefSeq and is a predicted model, not a curated record.
AUGGCCCCCUCAAGACGUUUAGGCGGUAUCAUGAGGGCUCGCGCAUAUGCAUCGAAUGCCCACGAUGAUUUCCAUAGCUAUAGUAAUGAGGGCAGCCGCACAGUCUAUGCUCUUUCCACUCCCCCGGGCAAGUCUGCUAUUGCUGUUGUCCGAAUAACUGGUCCUCUUUGCACCCAUAUAUACCAAACUCUCUGCCCCUCCAAGCCACUACCAAAACCUCGUGCUGCUACACUGCGCACCCUUUUUCAUCCCCUAACGGCCGAAGUCCUCGACCCUUCGGCUCUUCUUCUCUACUUCCCUGGUCCAAAUUCCUUUACUGGGGAAGAUAUCCUCGAGUUACAUCUCCAUGGUGGACCAGCAGUGCUUAAAUCCGUAUUAUCGGCUUUACCAAAAUGCUCACCUUCACAUCUCUCUCUAACUCCAAAUACGCAGCAAAAUAUCAUACUUCCUGCAGAACCCGGGGAAUUCACCCGUCGAGCAUUUUACAACUCCCGCCUCUCUCUCCCGCAGAUAGAAGCACUAUCUGACCUCCUUUCGGCAGAAACUGAGUCUCAAAGGUUAUUAAGUAUACAGAGUACAACCAAAGGCGCUGAUAAGCUUUCAGAGAUGUAUGAUAAAUGGCAUCUAUCGCUACUCGCUGCAAGGGGAGAACUCGAGGCUCUUAUCGAUUUCUCAGAAGAUCAGCAAUUUGAGGAAACGCCGGAAGUGCUAUUAAAGAAUGUCAAGGAUGAGAUUGUAAGGCUGAGACGCCAGAUGGAUACAUACCUCUCCAAUGCCGUUAAAGGCGAACUACUACGAAACGGCAUUAACCUGGCACUCAUUGGACCACCAAAUGUGGGUAAAAGUAGUUUACUAAAUAGAAUUGUGGGGAGAGAGGCUGCUAUUGUUAGUUCCAAGGCUGGGACGACUAGAGAUAUUGUUGAUGUGUCUGUUGAUAUGGGUGGAUGGAUGGUGGUAUUGGGAGAUACAGCGGGAUUUAGAAACGGGGUGUUUGGAAGUGAUAUUGAUGAGAUUGAAGUUGAAGGGAUGAGAAGGGCUAGAAAGAGGGUGGAGGGUGCUGACGUGGUCGUUUUAGUAGUGUCCGUUGAGGGAGUGGGUGGAAACUUUGGGGUCGAAGUGGGACACCCUUCACUUGAGGAGGCGGUGGAAGUAAUCAGGGAAGCUAUAAAGGAUGGGAAAGAGGUCGUUGUGGCAGUUAAUAAAAUCGAUAAAUUGGAAAACGGCGAGGAAUUAGAGAGAAUCCUCGAGCUUAUUAGACAGGGACUACCUGGGUUGAAGGAAGGCAGGGUAGUGGGGAUAUCAUGCACAGGAGAAGGAUACGAAGCAACUAUUCAGCAAUUGAUGGGGACAUUGGCCAGUACUUUUAGCGAUAUGACCAGCGUGGAAGAAGGCAUGGAUGGAGCUCCGAAAAACGUUUGGAGCGAAGCCAUCGGUGCCAGUUCUAGACAGAGAGUACUUGUUGAGGAAUGCUACAGAUAUCUAGGUGAAUUUCUAUCUGGAUUGGAAGGCAACCAUGAUGCUUCAAAGACCCAUAAUAUCGGCGAGGAUAUUGAUAUCGUUCUGAAGGCAGAGAUCUUGAGGAGAGCUGCAGGCUGCAUGUCCCGAAUUAUGGGUAAAGGAGAGGGUGCAAGCACUGUUGACGAAGUCCUUGGGGUCGUCUUUGAGAAAUUCUGUGUCGGAAAAUGA